AUGGGGAAAUUGAAGCCCAAGCAUCUAAGACUAAGCAAGCUCUUUUAUGUUACUCUUCUUCCGCUUUUCUACAGGCGUCCUUUACUCAAGGGAAAUAACUUUCUACAAUUUGUCGACACGCUUUCCAGUAACAAAACUGUUGGGAACUAUAUCCGAGACCUUGACCUCUCGUUUGUAAACCAAUCUGGCAAGAAUGCUUAUGUUGCAAAAUUGCUCAAAAGAUCAAGGCCGUUAUUGCAAUCUUUCACUGCACCACAAACCAGUUUUGGACUCGGCCCUUUAAUGGCACUCAGAAGUUGUUUUAGUUUAAAAGUUCUUGACCUCCGCCUUGUUUCAGAAACGUUGAAUCUCGAAGAACUUUUCCAAUCUAUUCGGCUGCUUGACAACCUCACGCAUUUGUCAUUUCCUCGAUCAUCUCUAGAGAUUUCCAACUACAGAAGUGUGCAUUGGCCCCCAAAGUUACAGUUUUUGAGAGUUUCUGGAGGUAUCUCUGACGAUUUUUUGAUAGAAUCCGACUUUCCUUCCACUAUAGAACAUAUCGAAUUCGCCCACUGUCCGAAAGUGAUGCAUGUUGGGUUCCAGCAUUUUUUAUUUAAAAUGGGUCACAACUUAAAGUCUCUCAAGGUGCAAUUCCCUAUGCCCGGUUUGCAAAGCAACUCGCUAGAUAUCAUAUUCACAUACUGUCCAAACCUUUUGGUUCUAGAGGUGACAGUAGAUUAUAUGUCUGCGGAGUUUUUUGACGAAGAAAAUCUUCACUAUUUGCAUUACCCUCGUCCUUUGCAUACACUUUACCUUGAUAGCAGUGGUAUGCUUGGUACUACAGACAAGAUGGACCCUCUUGAUUUGGCCGUGGCAUUAAGCGAUGGUAGACUUCCAAAAUUGAAAAAUAUGCGUUGCACGGCAAAGUUGGGCUGGGAUCCGAAAUCUGAUGGAGUUUCUUACAUAGCAGAUGAGCUUGAUGAGAGAAAAGGUGGUCUUUACAUUGGUUAUUAA
Messenger RNA from Clavispora lusitaniae ATCC 42720, 993 nucleotides. RefSeq lists its product as uncharacterized. NCBI's taxonomy places the organism in Eukaryota, Fungi, Ascomycota, Pichiomycetes, Serinales, Metschnikowiaceae. The record is from RefSeq and is a predicted model, not a curated record.